Molecule: messenger RNA, 744 nt
Organism: Rotaria sordida
Lineage: Eukaryota; Metazoa; Rotifera; Eurotatoria; Philodinida; Philodinidae
Source: the annotation of a GenBank genome assembly
AUGAAAACUGUUUGGCUUAUUUCGAAUGAACAUCGACUAGCAACAAUUCUUCAUCCAAAAUUAAAGAAUUUUGAAAGUUGCUAUGAUGAGAAAGAACGUGCAAUUUCUGCAUUAAAAUUAGCAUUUGACAAAUAUCAAUUGAAUAAUUCAUCAUCUGCUUGUGUAUUAGGUUCUAAUCAAGUUAUUUCAUCCAUUUCUUCAAAUACUGAUACAAAUAUUGCAUCAUUAAAAGGUAAAAAACUUUUAAUUCAAUGUUUUGAUGCAAUGGUCAAUUCCAAUGUUAAAACACCAAAUUCACAUCAAGAAAUUGAAGAUUAUUUAAAUUCUGAAUUUUCAUACAAUUAUAAUGAAAAUGAAUGUGAAGAUGAUGAUAUUGAUAUUUUAUCGUACUGGAGGGACAAACAAAAUCAAUUUCCAGUGUUAUCAGCUUUAGCUAAAGAAAUUCAUGCUAUUCCCGCAUCCAACACCAUUAUUGAAAGACUAUUUUCAGCUUCAAAAUCCACAAUUACUGAAAAACGAACGAAUUUAGCUUCAGAAAAAUUGAAUCAGCUGCUAUUUUUACAAAAAAAUCUCAUUUUAUUAAAACAACUCUCCCAAGAAAAUAAAAGAAAAAGAACCAUUUCUAUGUCAUCAACAAAUACAAUGUCAUCUGAAGAUUCGACAUGUACUAUGCCAAAACUAUCAAGAAUUGAUGAUGAUAACAAUUAUAGUAGUUCGGAUGAUAUUGAAAUACUUUUUGAUUAG